AUGUCGAAAUCAAAGCAGUCGAAUCCAGCACGAAAGAUUCGCAAGGUUCUGAUCGCCAACCGUGGUGAGAUCGCUGUGCGGGUGCUGCGCGCGUUGCGCGAGCAGGGCAUCCGUGGGGCGGUGGUCUACUCUGACGCCGACCGCACCGGACUGCCGGUAUUGCUGGCCGAUGAGGCUUACCGAAUCGGCCCGGCACCUUCGAACGAGAGCUAUCUGCGGGCCGAGGCGAUCGCCGAUCUGGCGGUCGAGAUCGGUGCUGACGCGAUCCACCCGGGCUAUGGCUUCUUGUCCGAGAACGCUGACUUUGCCGAAAUCUGCGCUAAGCGCGGGGUGAUUUUCAUCGGUCCGACCCCCGAGGCGAUGCGGGUGAUGGGCUCGAAGAUCGCCAGCCGGCGGCGGAUGAUCGAGGCCGGGGUGCCGGUGGUGCCUGGCGGGCAGGACCCGCUGGCCAGCCUGGAAGAUGCCGAGUCUGCGGCCGCCGAGAUCGGCUAUCCGGUGAUGCUCAAGGCCUCCGCCGGUGGCGGCGGUAAGGGCAUGCGGCGGGUGAUGAAGGCCAGCGAGCUGGCCUCGGCCUACCGCGCGGCGCGCUCCGAGGCGAUGGCCUCGUUUGGCGACGAUCAGGUGUUCGUCGAGAAGUACGUCGUCAAUCCCCGCCAUAUCGAGAUCCAAGUGCUGGGCGACAACCACGGCAAGGUGGUCUCGCUGGGGGAGCGUGAAUGUUCUUUGCAACGCCGUCAUCAGAAAGUGGUCGAGGAAGCCCCGUCGCCGGUGGUCGAUCGCGAGCUGCGUCGGCGCAUGGGCGAGGCGGCGGUGCGAGCCGCCGAGGCGGUGGGCUACAGCAAUGCCGGCACGGUGGAGUUCUUGCUCGCCAAGGACGGCGAGUUCUAUUUCUUGGAAAUGAACACCCGCCUGCAGGUCGAACACCCGGUGACCGAAGAAGUCACCGGCGUCGAUCUGGUGCGAGCGCAGCUGUCGGUGGCUCGUGGCGAGGCGCUGGACCCGAAGCUCGAGGGUAUCGAGCCCCGCGGUCAUUCGAUCGAGGUGCGGCUCUACGCCGAGGACCCACAGCGCGGUUUCUCGCCCUCGCCCGGUCGCAUCGAGUUGCUGCGCCUUCCCGAGGGUCCCGGAGUGCGCAACGACUGCGGGGUCUACGAAGGUUCGGAGAUCUCGAUCUACUACGACCCGAUGAUCGGCAAGCUGAUCGUCUGGGGUGCCGAUCGCGACCAGGCCAUCGCGCGGCUCGAGCGGGCGCUGUCGGAGCUGCGAGUCGAGGGUAUCCGCACCACCCGCUCGCUGUUCCUAGAAAUCCUCGCCGACGAAGAUUUCCGUGCCGGCCGGCUCGACAUCGCGCUGCUCGACCGCAAGAUCGCCGAUGGCGUCUGGGCGGCGCUGCCCAACGGCGAGGGCAACGAGCGCGACCUGCCGAUCGUCGCCGCGGCAAUCGCUCAUUAUGAGCGUCAGCAAAGCGUUACCACGCAGCCCACCACCAGCUCGGGCCGUCGCCUCGGCUGGAGCCAAGCGGCGCGCAGCGAAUCGCUUCGGAGGCAAGUGCAAGUCGAGCGCGUCUCCGGUGGUUAUCGGGUGGUGGUCGGCGACAACACCUACGACAUCGACGCCACCGUCGCCCGUGGCGAGCUGCGCAGCUUGCUGCACGAGGGCCAGCAUCACGAGGGCGCCGGCAGCCAGGUCGAGCUCAUGGACCCGCUCACCCACCUGGCAUUGGCCAGCCACGCGGCGGCUGGCGGCAGCGGUGGCCAGGUGGUCGAGGCCUACAUGCCCGGCCGGGUGGUCAAAGUGCUGGUCGAGCAAGGCCAGGAGGUCGAGGCCGGUCAGGGCCUGGUAGUGCUCGAAGCCAUGAAAAUGGAAAACGAGAUCCAAGCCGAAAUCGCCGGGGCCGUCACCAAGCUGCUGGUCGAAGAAGGCCAAGCCGUCGAAGGCGGCGACCCGAUGCUCGAGAUCGGUUGA
Messenger RNA from Nerophis lumbriciformis (worm pipefish), 1965 nucleotides. NCBI's taxonomy places the organism in Eukaryota, Metazoa, Chordata, Actinopteri, Syngnathiformes, Syngnathidae. The record is from RefSeq and is a predicted model, not a curated record.